GCUCGUCUGCGCCGCCGCGAUCUAGCGGUGGGGCAGACCGCAUCAGCGCCCUCGCCGACGAACUGCUCCUCCUGGUCCUCGCCCGCCUCCGCUGCGUCCGCACCGCCGCGCGGGCCAGCGUCCUCUCCAGCCGGUGGCGCGGCCUCUGGACCCGCCUCCCGUCGUUCGUCUUCCGCGACGUCGCCCUGCCCGCCCUCGCAGCGGUUCUCCACCGCGUGGCCUCCGACAACGUGGUGUCCCUCUCCCUGCUCGACAUUGACGUCCCCCAGCGAGACAGGUCGCCCAGCUGGGCGGCGCCGCACGGCAGGGUCUCCUCGUUGCUGUGCGCCGCCGCACGGCUCUCGCCGGAGCGGCUCGUCCUCGCCCUCCCGUGGGACGCGGCCGCGCCGCACGAGAAGGUCGAGCUGCCGCGGUUCCAGCGCGCCACCUCCAUCACGCUCUCUACGCCAUCCUUGGUGAUCCUCCGCGCGCGGGCCGUGGGCCAGCUCUCGGCGCUUACAACGCUCGUACUCUCCGGCUGCACCGCCGACGCCCUCGACGACCUGGUCCCCCGCUGCCCGCGCCUGCGCGUGCUCAGGUUCUCCGGCACAGUUGCCUGCUACACCGGCAUCACCGUCGACACUAUCAUGGUCUGCUCGCGCUCGCUGCAGGAGCUCGUGCUCAACGUGGAGGGCCACACAAGGGUGCGCGGCAUCGUGGUCGCAACACCCAUGCUGGAGCAACUAACCGUGGCCUCCCGCGUCGGAGACAACCUCUGCGUCUCCGUCCUGGCGCCCAUGGCGGGCAAUGUCUCAUGGCACUGCCGUUACGGCAGCGAGUCACCGGGGUUGGGAAGCUGGACGCUUGAGAGAGUGAGCUUGGUGAUGUCGCCGCCGGCGACACGACUAGCUCCAGUGCUGCAGAUACAACUACUCAAGCACAGGGACCGUUUCUCGGAUUGGUUGUCGAUGCAAGAUACCUUUGCGGGUGAAGUGGAGAAACAUCUGCAGAUGCAGGUUGCAGCCGAUUUAUCUGUCUUCGACUUGGAGCUGCAUCUUGCACCUUUGGGCCAUGUCUAUGGAGCACUCGCGUCUUUCUUCCUCGGGAUUCAUAGGAUUCGUGACGCCAUACAUAGGCUCAAGGUUGUCCUGCCAGAACCCAAGUUACACACGGACAAGGUGAAAUGCGAAGAAGAAUAUUGCGGCUGCGAGCCCGACGACGACUGGACAUGCCAAACUAUCACGGUGCCGGAGCUUGAAGAAGUGGAAAUCGACGGUUUUCAAGGUGACGACCACGAGUUUGAGUUCCUCGAACAUCUAUUAAGAUGUGCGCCGAUGCUUACAAGAGUGAUCCUAAGGGUAUCGGGUGAGAACACGGGUACUAAUGACGCAAAAGUUCACGACUUCUCCAUGGAGCAUCCUUAUGUGGAAUGCCACUAUGUUGGGCACAGCUAGGAAUCAGACUACUGAUUCCUAAGCAUCCAUCAGACUAGGAUUCUACCGUUAGAUAUACAGAGUCUGGAUCGUUGGAUUUCUCCCACAAACUGUGCACCUGAGGUUAUUUCCCGCUAAUGCAGCCAUUAAUUGCUUCCUAAAGGAAAGUACUCUCCCGAAAAUCACUCAUGAAAUAACUGCUUCCAGUUUAUUUUUCACUGCUGUGUAUCAUUCCCUCUUAUUUUCGUGAGAAUAUAUCCACAAUAUUUUUGUUUCAGUAAAGUUUGCUUCCCAUG
Messenger RNA from Hordeum vulgare subsp. vulgare (domesticated barley), 1708 nucleotides. RefSeq lists its product as uncharacterized. Bases 627 to 1433 code for a protein of 268 amino acids. Lineage: Eukaryota; Viridiplantae; Streptophyta; Magnoliopsida; Poales; Poaceae. The transcript has 3 exons. The record is from RefSeq and is a predicted model, not a curated record.